This is a messenger RNA of Mesitornis unicolor (brown roatelo), 4278 nucleotides long. It is a transcript of the gene DICER1, whose product is annotated as dicer 1, ribonuclease type III. Lineage: Eukaryota; Metazoa; Chordata; Aves; Mesitornithiformes; Mesitornithidae. The transcript has 22 exons. Gene Ontology annotation, cellular component: nucleus; RISC complex; cytoplasm. The record is from RefSeq and is a predicted model, not a curated record. The annotation marks the transcript as partial. Gene Ontology annotation, biological process: apoptotic DNA fragmentation; siRNA processing; pre-miRNA processing. Gene Ontology annotation, molecular function: ATP binding; protein binding; RNA binding.
AGGUUACCUAGGGUGAAACAAAAUUACAGGCUUGGAGACUCUGGAAAAGCUCAGCAUCAGCAUUUGAGAGCCGAAGCUUGCAAAUUAUGUGAUUAAUCUACAAGCUGAUAUCAUGAUGUCCAAAUGCAGUUCGGGAAGCGUAAACACAGAGACUGCGGAAAUUAAAACGUAGGCUGUGCUGGAACAAAAAUGCAAUGAAAGAAACACUGGAUGAAUGAAUGAGAAGCCCUGCUUUGCAAUCCCUCAGCAUGGCGGGACUGCAGCUCAUGACCCCUGCUUCCUCCCCAAUGGGUCCAUUUUUUGGACUACCAUGGCAACAAGAAGCAAUUCAUGAUAACAUUUAUACGCCAAGAAAAUAUCAGGUUGAACUGCUUGAAGCAGCUUUGGAUCAUAAUACAAUAGUCUGCUUAAACACUGGCUCAGGGAAGACUUUUAUUGCAGUACUACUCACUAAAGAGCUGUCCUAUCAGAUCAGGGGAGAUUUCAACAAAAAUGGAAAAAGAACUGUGUUCUUGGUCAACUCAGCAAAUCAAGUUGCUCAACAAGUGUCAGCUGUCAGGACACAUUCAGAUCUCAAAGUGGGAGAGUAUUCAAGUUUAGAGAUAACUGAAUCGUGGACAAAAGAGAAGUGGAGUCAGGAAUUCUCUAAGCAUCAGGUUCUGGUUAUGACAUGUCAUGUUGCUUUGACUGUUUUGAGGAAUGAGUAUUUAUCCCUGUCAAAUAUUAAUCUUCUGGUGUUCGAUGAGUGCCAUCUUGCAAUCCAGGAUCACCCUUACCGCGAAAUUAUGAAGAUCUGUGAGGAUUAUCCAUCGUGUCCUCGGAUCUUGGGAUUAACAGCUUCCAUUUUAAAUGGGAAAUGUGAUCCUGCUGAGCUAGAGGAGAAGAUCCAGAAACUGGAGAGAAUUUUAAAGAGCAAUGCUGAAACUGCAACUGAUUUGGUGGUCUUAGACAGAUAUACUUCUCAGCCAUGUGAGAUUGUUGUAGACUGUGGACCAUAUACUGACAAAAGUGGAUUGUAUGGAAGAUUGUUAAAGGAGUUGGAUGAAGCGCUAACUUUUCUUAAUGACUGCAACAUAUCUGUACAUUCAAAAGAGAGAGAUUCUACAUUAAUUUCUAAGCAGAUACUGUCAGACUGUCGAGCUGUGUUGGUUGUUCUGGGACCCUGGUGUGCAGAUAAGGUAGCUGGGAUGAUGGUGCGGGAGCUGCAGAAGUAUAUCAAGCACGAACAAGAGGAGCUGCACAGGAAAUUUUUAUUGUUUACAGACACUUUCCUAAGGAAAAUACAUGCACUCUGUGAAGAGCACUUCUCGCCUGCCUCACUUGACCUGAAAUUUGUAACCCCAAAAGUAAUAAAGCUGCUUGAAAUCUUGCGCAAAUAUAAACCAUAUGAACGGCAGCAGUUUGAAAGUGUUGAGUGGUAUAACAAUAGGAAUCAGGAUAAUUACGUGUCUUGGAGUGAUUCUGAAGAUGAUGAUGAGGAUGAAGAAAUUGAGGAGAAAGAGAAGCCAGAGACUAAUUUCCCAUCUCCCUUUACUAAUAUUUUAUGUGGAAUUAUCUUUGUGGAGAGAAGAUACACGGCAGUUGUUCUAAAUAGGUUGAUAAAAGAAGCUGGCAAGCAAGAUCCAGAACUGGCUUACAUCAGUAGCAAUUUUAUAACUGGACAUGGCAUUGGCAAGAACCAGCCUCGGAACAAGCAGAUGGAAGUAGAAUUCAGAAAACAGGAAGAGGUUCUUAGAAAAUUUCGAGCACAUGAGACCAAUCUACUUAUUGCUACUAGUAUUGUAGAAGAGGGUGUUGACAUACCAAAAUGCAACUUGGUGGUGCGUUUUGAUCUGCCCACAGAAUACCGUUCCUACGUGCAGUCCAAAGGCAGAGCUCGAGCACCCAUCUCCAAUUACAUCAUGUUAGCAGAUACAGACAAAAUCAAAAGCUUUGAAGAAGAUCUGAAGACAUACAAAGCAAUCGAGAAGAUCCUUCGAAACAAAUGCUCAAAAUCUGUUGAUGCCAAUGAAACCGAAACUGAACCCAUUGUUGACGACGAUGAUGUGUUUCCACCCUAUGUGUUGAGGCCAGAUGAGAACAGUCCGAGAGUUACUAUUAACACUGCUAUUGGACAUAUUAAUAGGUACUGCGCUAGAUUACCAAGUGAUCCGUUCACGCACCUAGCUCCCAAGUGUAAAACCCGAGAACUACCUGAUCAUACAUUUUACUCUACUCUCUACCUGCCAAUCAACUCGCCUCUUCGAGCAUCGAUUAUUGGUCCUCCAAUGAGUUGUGCAAGACUGGCUGAGAGAGUUGUAGCUCUUAUUUGCUGUGAAAAACUGCACAAAAUUGGUGAACUGGAUGAUCAUUUGAUGCCAGUUGGUAAAGAAACGGUUAAAUAUGAGGAGGAGCUGGAUUUACACGAUGAGGAAGAAACCAGUGUUCCAGGAAGGCCAGGCUCUACAAAACGAAGACAGUGCUAUCCUAAAGCUAUUCCAGAAUGUUUGAGGGAUAGUUACCCCAAACCUGACCAGCCCUGUUACUUGUAUGUAAUAGGGAUGGUGUUAACGACUCCUCUACCUGAUGAGCUCAACUUCAGGAGACGAAAGCUAUAUCCUCCUGAGGAUACAACAAGAUGUUUUGGCAUAUUGACAGCCAAACCUAUACCUCAGAUUCCUCACUUUCCUGUGUAUACUCGUUCUGGAGAGGUUACAAUAUCUAUUGAACUUAAGAAAUCUGGUUUUACUCUGUCUCUGCAAAUGCUUGAGCUGAUAACGCGACUCCACCAGUACAUUUUUUCACAUAUUCUUCGUCUCGAGAAACCUGCACUAGAGUUCAAACCCACAGAAGCUGAUUCAGCCUAUUGUGUUCUACCUCUUAAUGUUGUUGAUGACUCCAGCACUUUGGACAUUGACUUUAAGUUUAUGGAAGACAUAGAGAAAUCUGAGGCGCGUACAGGCAUUCCCAGUACACAAUAUACAAAAGAAAUGCCUUUUAUUUUCAAGUUAGAAGAUUACCAGGAUGCGGUUAUCAUUCCACGGUAUCGAAAUUUUGAUCAGCCACAUCGAUUCUAUGUAGCUGAUGUAUACACUGAUCUUACUCCACUCAGUAAAUUCCCUUCCCCUGAAUAUGAAACUUUUGCUGAAUAUUAUAAAACAAAAUAUAAUCUUGACCUGACCAAUCUCAACCAGCCGCUGCUGGAUGUGGACCACACAUCUUCAAGACUUAAUCUUUUGACUCCUCGCCAUUUGAAUCAGAAGGGGAAAGCACUUCCACUGAGCAGUGCUGAGAAGAGGAAAGCAAAGUGGGAAAGUUUGCAGAAUAAGCAGAUACUGGUUCCAGAGCUCUGUGCGAUACAUCCUAUUCCAGCAUCACUGUGGAGAAAAGCAGUUUGCCUCCCCAGCAUACUUUAUCGCCUGCACUGCCUUUUGACAGCAGAGGAACUAAGAGCUCAGACAGCCACUGAUGCUGGUGUAGGGGUUAAAUCACUUCCUGCAGAUUUCAGAUAUCCUAACUUGGACUUCGGAUGGAAAAAGUCUAUUGACAGCAAAUCCUUCAUCUCUAUUCCUAACUCCUCUUUAGUAGAGAAUGAAAAUUACUGUAAGCACAGCACAAUUGUAGUCCCUGAAAAUGCUGCACAUCAAGGUGCUAACAGAACCUCUUCUGCAGAAAACCAUGACCAAAUGUCUGUGAGUUACAGAACAUUGCUCAAUGAGUCACCCAGUAAACUCCAAAUUGAUGUCUCGGCAGAACUUGCAGCAAUUAAUGGUGUUUCUUACAAUAAAAACCUUGCCAAUGGCAAUUGUGAUUUAGUUAACAGAGACUUUUGCCAAGGAAAUCAGCUGAAUUACUGCAGGCAGGAAAUACCUGUACAACCAACUACCUCAUAUCCCAUUCAGAAUUUACACAGCAGUGAGAACCAGCCCAAGCCCAGCAAUGAAUGUACUCUACUGAGUAAUAAAUACCUUGAUGGAAAUGCUAACAGAUCUACCUCAGAUGGAUGCCCCAAAAUGGCAGUGACCACCAGUACUUCAAAAGCUAUUAAUAUUUCAAAAGACAGAGCAGAUACUGAAAAGAACCCUUCCAGUGGGUACUCCUCAAAAACUCUCGGUCCUAACCCUGGUCUCAUUCUUCAAGCUUUGACUCUUUCAAAUGCUAGCGAUGGAUUUAAUCUGGAGCGGCUAGAAAUGCUUGGUGAUUCGUUUUUAAAGCAUGCCAUCACUACAUACUUGUUUUGCACUUACCCUGAUGCUCAUGAGGGACGGCUGUCAUAUAUGAGAAGCAAAAAAGUAAGUA